AUGCGCCUUGCACUUCAAACACUAUUUCAGGUCGAUGGCGAUAAUUACGAAUACGCUUACAGUGUGGAUCAACCGGACUCUAAUUUUGGACAAAUCGAGGCCAAAGAAGGAAAAGAUGUGGUUGGUGCUUACGAGGUAUCCAAUGCCCACGGCCAACAACAAUCCAUAAGUUAUUCGGUCAGUGAUAACUCUGGUUUCAACGCCAAUGUAACUUACAAACAUCCCGACGGAUACAUGUACAGUUAUCACGAGAACAUUGAGAACCCUGAGGCUCUAGGCGAUUCCUUAAGAUCCUCCUACCAAUAUGCCCAUUCAACAUCGACAUUAGCUUAUGACACCCCAUCAUCCCCACCUCAUGACGGCUCCUACUCUCCUACAUAUGGAGUACCACCAAAUGUUCCUGAGCAAUCAUAUGGUGUUCCAGAUGUACAACCUUCAAUCAACCAUCGGGGUAGUACAGGCUCUUCUUCUAGUACGGGAUACAGACCACCUACUCCAGGAUAUGGAGUUCCCCAUGGUGGCACUCAUCUCUCGUCCACGACCGAAGGAUCUAAGUUUGGUUUGGCUAAUCUAGGGUAUCAGAAUCCAUCCUCUUCUACUAGACCUUUCGCAAUUGAGCCUCCGAUUCUCGAUUAUACUUAUGACGAAUAUGAUUUAGACGCAACAACAGCAACCACCGAGGUCGUCACAGAACUAUCGACCACGUCCCUGGACACCACCACGCUCACUCCAGAGCUUCUAGAAUUCGACGAAACCACCGUGGGAACGGAGGAAACGACAACAAUCGCUACGACCACGAUAGCUACAACGACCGUGGCCGAGACCACGGUGGCCGAGACCACGGUGUCCGAGACCACGGUAGCCGAGACGACUGUGGCGGAGACAACAGAAGCCGUGACUACGGCAGCACCUGAGACCACGACUGUACCUGAAACUACGCCAGCGGCAGAGACAACCCCAGUCCCUGAGACCACUGCAGCUCCCGAAGAAGGCAAGGGAGAAAAUCUCAAUCUACUGAUCACUCCCAGUCAAGAGGAAAUCGACUUGGAAGAUCGAUUGUCAUCAAUAGCCUUAACCGUGACCAGUCAGGGCGCACAAGACGCAGCCCUCGCCGCAAUUCUGGCAAAUCCUCAACUCGCUCAGCUUUUGAUCUCUCAAAUUCAGCUAGAAGAGGAAAAGCAAAGGCAGGAAGAAACUCUCGUAACGGUCGAAAAAAUGGUCCUAAACGCAACCGACAAUCUCAUCGUUCAGCUACAGGCCUUCAACGAAGGGGUCGUUCAGGAAGAAGAAGGAGUGGCGCCAAUUUUGCCCCCUUUGCUGCAAACGCUUCAAGUCCUUCUGACCGCUCCUCGCGCCGUUCAAGUUCAAACAAGUCCACAGGUUCAGGUGUCCGUCGAGGUAGAAUCGGUAACAGGCAGUCCUCCAACAGACGAUCUCGAAGGGGAAAUCGAGGACGCAAUCGAAGAGGCCGUGGCAAGCAGUUCCAGAAGAAAGCGAAAGGGAAGCAAUCAAGGCGUUCAUCCGGAAAGGGGAAGCGGGUCCAGAAAAAAGGCCGGAGGCAAGGAAGAAAGGCUCAGAACGGAAAAGCCGAGAGAGGGAACAAAUUUUCGCCGGGGAGGAAGAAGAACCGCAAGAAUGGACGGAACAUCAAUCGCAAAGGACGUCGCAAUGGGAAAAAUAGGGGACGUCAGGGAAAAAAACUUAAGAGGAAACAACGAAAAGGUGGACGGAGGAAUGGAAGAAAGCUACAAAAGAAACAAAGGAAACAUGGACGGAGGAAUGGAAGAAAGCUACAAAAGAAACAAAGGAAACAUGGACGAAGGAAUGGAAGAAAAUUUCAGAAGAAACAACGGAAGAAUGGGCGAAGAAAUGGUAGGAAGCUUCAGAAGAAACAAAGGAAACAUGGACGGAGGAAUGGAAGCAAGUUUCAGAAGAAGCAACGGAAGAAUGGACGAAGGAAUGGCAGGAAGCUUCAGAAGAAACAACGGAAGAAUGGACGGAGGAACGGAAGAAAGCUCCAGAAGAAACAAAGGAAACAUGGAAGGAGGAAUGGAAGAAAGUUACAGAAGAAGCAACGGAAGAAUGGACGAGGAGGACCUGGUGCAAGGCGCCAAAACAAGAACAAAAGAAACGGUAAGAAACUUCAGCAGAAACAACGGAGAAAUGGACGCAGAAAUGUUACAAAGUCAAGACAUCAAAAACGGAAAAAUGGCCGCAGGAAUGGGCGUAAACUUCAGAAGAACCGACGUGGGAAUCGAAAAAAUCGCCCAGGGAAUGGGCGAAACCUUCAAAAGAAAAACCGCAAAAACCGAAGCGGCAAGAAGGCUUCAAAGAACCAUCGCAGAGGAAGAAAGGGCGGCCAGAGAGCCAAGAAACAGAAACGCCAGGGCAAACGCACUUCCAAAGGAGGCAAACACCAGCGAAGGAAUGGGCAUGGGAAAAAAGCUGGUCAUGGCCGCCGCCAAGGCCGUGCUAAGGGCGGAAGACGAAGCCAACGCAAUCACGGCUGAACGAUUGGAGGAUCAAACCCUUCCGAAUCGAUGUAAAGUUCUGCAAAUGUUGGGAAUUCUUUGGCUGGCACCAUUCUGCCACCAAGACGUACUGCAUCGAUACUCAAAAUGAUGGCGGUGGUGGGAAUUUGUCUGAUUCUGUCUAAUUCUAUAAGUCAUUUAUUUAUUUAUCUCAUUUUUCUUGUUCGCCUUUUAUGUUCUGCUCUUUGAGCGCCUGUGAUUGCUCAGUUCUUGCAAUAAAUUGAUCACUUGGUUUGGGA
Tigriopus californicus is the source of this 2770-nucleotide messenger RNA. RefSeq lists its product as uncharacterized. Bases 1 to 2622 code for a protein of 873 amino acids. The record is from RefSeq and is a predicted model, not a curated record. Lineage: Eukaryota; Metazoa; Arthropoda; Copepoda; Harpacticoida; Harpacticidae. The transcript has 7 exons.